AUGGGUGGCCUGAAAAUGCCACCACAAACUCUACUCAGUAUCCAUGGCGGGAGAAGACCUUUCACGGCUCCAUUUUCGAAACCCACCUUCACAAUUCAACCAAAUUACACCUCUGCCAUUUCCACUGGUUUUACUACAAGAAAUGUUGCCCAUUUUUCACCUAGUAUAUUGCCGUGUGGAUAUUUCAUUUUGAGAGGAGUUCGGGAAAUGAGGUCUGGUGCGAGGAGUACACCAGUACAGCCGGUGACUGAGGAAUUGGUGGAGGAUAAGACUAAUGAAAACCCUGUAAGUGGGGAUGCUAUACGUCGUCGAUUUCUUGAGUUUUAUGCUUCACGCAGCCAUAAGGUUCUUCCGAGUGCUUCUCUUGUGCCAGAUGAUCCCACUGUUCUUCUGACUAUCGCAGGAAUGCUUCAGUUCAAGCCUAUAUUCCUUGGGAAGGCUCCCAGAGAAGUGCCUCGAGCUACAACUGCACAAAGGUGUAUUCGUACAAAUGAUGUAGAGAAUGUUGGCCGAACAUCCCGGCAUCAUACAUUCUUUGAGAUGCUUGGAAACUUCAGUUUUGGAGAUUACUUCAAGAAAGAAGCUAUUAAAUGGGCAUGGGAGAUUUCAACCAAGGAAUUUGGGCUGCCAGCUGACAGGUUAUGGGUUAGUGUAUAUGAAGAUGACGAUGAUGCUUUUGAAAUAUGGCAUGAUGAGGUGGGUGUUCCUGUUGAACGUAUAAAGAGAAUGGGUGAAGAAGACAACUUUUGGACCAGUGGUGCCACUGGACCUUGUGGUCCAUGCUCUGAGCUUUAUUAUGAUUUCCAUCCUGAAAGGGGAUAUAAGGAUACCGAUCUUGGAGAUGAUAGUAGGUUUAUAGAGUUCUACAACCUGGUUUUCAUGCAAUACAAUAAAAUGGAUGAUGGAUCGCUCGAACCCUUAAAACAAAAGAAUAUAGAUACUGGUCUUGGCUUGGAGCGUUUGGCUCGCAUCCUUCAAAAGGUUCCAAACAAUUAUGAAACUGACUUGAUUUAUCCAAUUAUAGAGAAGGCUGCAGAAUUGGCAAAUGUAUCAUAUGCUCUAGCCAAUGAUCAAACAAAAACGAGCCUUAAAAUUAUAGGAGAUCAUUUGCGUGCAAUUGUAUAUCUCAUAUCAGAUGGAGUGCUCCCAUCAAAUAUUGGUAGAGGCUACGUGGUUCGUCGGCUUAUAAGAAGAGCUGUUCGUACUGGAAGAUUGCUUGGUGUAAAGGGGGAUGGUGAGGAAGGAGCAUUUUUACCAGCAAUUGCUGCAAAAGUAAUAGAAUUGAGCACCGAUAUUGAUCCUGAUCUAAAGGCUAGCGAACAUCGCAUUCUUGAUGAGUUGCAAAAGGAAGAGCUUCGUUUUGUGCAGACACUAGAGAGAGGAGAAAAGUUGCUCGACCAAAUGCUUGCAGAAGCACUAUUAAAUGCUAAAAAAACUGGAGCUUUACCUUGCUUAUCUGGGAAGAAUGCAUUUCUAUUGUAUGACACUUUUGGAUUUCCAGUGGAGAUAACCACAGAAGUUGCUGAAGAACGUGGUGUCAAGAUUGAUAUGGAUGGUUUUGAAGUUGAGAUGGAAAACCAACGGCGUCAAUCUCAGGCUGCACACAAUGUUGUUAAACUUUCAGUUGAAAAUGGAGGGGAUCCUGCUGAAAAUGUUCGUGAUACUGAAUUUCUAGGAUAUGAUACACUUUCUGCAAGAGCAGUAGUUGAAAGCCUCUUGGUAAAUGGGAAACCAGUGAUACAGGUUUCUGAAGGAAGGGAAGUAGAAAUUUUGCUAAACAAGACACCAUUUUAUGCUGAAUCUGGUGGUCAAAUUGGGGAUCAUGGAUUUCUCUAUGUUACAGAAGAUCAAAGCAAACACACAGCUGUUGUGGAAAUUAAAGAUGUUCAAAAAUCUCUAGGUAGUGUAUUUGUUCAUAAGGGUUCUAUUAGAGAAGGAGUUCUAGAGGUCGGAAGAGAAGUGGAAGCUGCAGUAGAUGCAAAAUUGAGGCAGCGAGCUAAGGUUCAUCAUACUGCUACUCAUUUGCUACAAUCAGCACUUAAGAAAGUUAUUGGCCAGGAAACAUCACAAGCUGGUUCACUGGUCGCCUUUGAUCGUCUCAGAUUUGAUUUCAACUUCCAUCGACCACUUCUUGACAGUGAGCUGGAGGAAAUUGAGAAUAUGAUAAAUGGAUGGAUCGGGAACGGAACACUUCUUCAGACUAAGGUGAUGUCACUUACUGAUGCAAAAGAAGCUGGGGCCAUUGCAAUGUUUGGAGAAAAAUAUGGGGAGCAGGUGCGCGUCGUAGAAGUUCCUGGUGUAUCCAUGGAACUUUGUGGUGGAACCCAUGUGAGCAGCACUUCUGAAAUACGUGCCUUCAAAAUCAUCUCUGAACAGGGUAUUGCAUCUGGAAUCAGACGUAUCGAAGCUGUGGCUGGUGAAGCUUUCAUUGAAUACAUUAAUGCAAGAGAUUCCCAGAUGAAACUUUUAUGCUCCACUCUCAAAGUGAAAGCAGAAGAGGUGACAACCAGGGUGGAUAAUCUCUUAGAGGAGUUAAGAAUGGCAAGAAAUGAAAUUUCUGCUUUGCGUGCAAAAGCAGCAGUGUACAAAGCAUCAAUUAUUGCUAGCAAGGCAUUCUCAGUGGGAACUUCGAAAUCAAUCAGGGUCCUGGUCGAGUCAAUGGAUGAUUUUGAUGCUGAUGCACUCAAGAGUGCGGCUGAAUAUCUAAUGCAUGCAUUGCAAGAUCCAGCUGCCAUAAUUUUGGGCUCCUGUCCAGAUGAAGGGAAGGUGAGUUUAGUUGCUGCAUUUACUCCCGGAGUAGUUGAUUUGGGUGUGCUGGCAGGGAAAUUUAUAGGACCUAUAGCAAAGUUGUGUGGUGGAGGAGGUGGUGGCAGGCCUAAUUUUGCUCAGGCAGGAGGGAGGAAGCCUGAGAACUUGCCAAGCGCCCUGGAAAAAGCUCGGACAGAUCUUAUUUCGAUUCUAACUGAAAAGGCAAGCUGA
This is a messenger RNA of Dovyalis caffra, 2979 nucleotides long. NCBI's taxonomy places the organism in Eukaryota, Viridiplantae, Streptophyta, Magnoliopsida, Malpighiales, Salicaceae. The record is from the annotation of a GenBank genome assembly.